AUGGAGGGCGCGGCGCAGUCCCUUGCUAGCAAAGUUGGGCAGCUGGUGGCGGGUGAGUUCCAGAAGCUCCGUGGCGUCGGCGGUGAGGUCGCUCGGCUGAGGGACGAGCUGGCCACCAUGAACGCUCUCCUCCGCAUGCAGUCCGAAGCCGCGGAGGGCGCCGUCGACCACUUCGUCCGGGAGUGGAUGAAGCAGCUGCGGGAGGUGGCCUACGACGCCGAGGACAGCGUCGACCUCUAUCUAUUCCGCGUCAGGUGUCGGCCUGGCGACCACUUUCUGGUCCGGUGGAAGCACCUCGUUGCGACGAUCUCUUCUCGCCGUCGCCUUGUCCGCGACAUCAGGGCCCUCCGCGCCCAAGCCGCCGCCACCAACGAGCAACAUGCUCGUUACGGUGUCAGCCUCGAGCCACUGCGCCGGCCUCCUAAUUCUUCUGCCUCUGCACCGGCGACAGUGGUGGCGUCGUCGUCCACGAACACGCUCCACCGUGUAGACGACCCCAGUCAGUUCAUCGGCCUCAACAAGCAGGCUACCUUCCUCGCUGACAAGCUGAAAUCGGCGAGUGACACAGAGCGCCAGGUCAAGGUGUUCUCCAUCGUAGGCUUCGGUGGGCUCGGCAAAACAACGCUUGCCAUGGAGGCGUUCGACGGCAGGAAGGGCGUCAAGGGACUUUUGGUGCGCGUGCUCCAGCAGAUCGUGAAGCCGAAAUUGGAUAAUGACCAAGGGAUCAAGGAAGAGAACUCGGUGGGUAACAUGGACGGCGUGGACGAAGACGGCGUGGCCGAUAAGCUGGCGGACCUUCUCCACGAGAAGAGGUACCUCAUUGUGAUCGAUGACGUAUGGACCAUAUCAGCCUGGGAUGCGAUCCGGCCAAAGUUACCGGACAAUAACUGCGCCAGCAGAAUCAUUGUAACCACUCGGAUAGAUACUAUUGCACAGACAUGCAGUGAUGAUGCUAGUGGUUCCAUCUAUCGUAUUGAAGCUCUGAACACAGAAGACUCAGAGAAGCUGUUUCUGAGCAGAACAUUUGGCUCCAUGAGUGCCUCUUGCCCCAAUGAGUUGAAAGAUACUAUGGAGAAAAUCUUAAAAAAGUGUGGUGGGCUGCCGUUGGCAAUUAUAAGCAUUGCCAGCCUUUUGGCAUGCUACAAAUCACCUGAAAGCAAAGGUAUGUGGAAUACAGUUCUCAAAUCAAUCGGUUCACAGAUGCAGUGUAACCCAACGCUCAAGGGAAUGAGACAGAUAGUCACACUGAGCUAUGACCACCUGCCUCAUCAUCUUAAGGGUUGCAUGAUGUAUCUUAGCAUUUUCCCAGAGGAUUAUGUGAUCGUUAAAGAUCGGUUGUUGAGAAGAUGGAUUGCUGAAGGAUUGGUUGCUGAGGAUAGAGGGCUGACACUGAUGGAGGUAGCUGAAUCCUAUUUCAAUGAGCUGGUGAGCAGAAGCAUGAUUGAUCGGGCCGCUGAUAUAGCCAACUUCUAUGAUGGGAGGGUGGAGACAUGCCGGGUGCAUGACGUGAUGCUUGAGGUGCUGGUUUCCAAGUCUUUAGAGUCUAACUUUGUUAGCCUGAUAGGUGGGCAGUAUGAGGGGAUGCGCUACGAUAGGAUACGACGCCUCUCAGUCCAUGGUGGAGGAAAGGUUGCCAAAGAAUCGCCAUCCCGAAAAGUGGCGGCAGGGUUUGGUAGGAAGAAUGCUAUCAUGGGGAUGAAUGUACAGCAUACCCGAUCACUGAGUAUGUUUGAGCUUGAUCGGCACAAGCUGCUUGAUCGUCUUGGUGAGUUCACCCUGCUCAGGAUACUUGACCUUGAAGACUGCAACAGCCUUGAGAACAAACAUAUGGGCUAUAUCUGCCAGAUGUACCUUCUAAGGUUCUUGAACUUGAAGGGUACUGAUAUAAGUGAACUCCCUCGAGAAGUUGGUAAGCUGGUGCAUUUGCAAACACUUGAUGCACGCAUGACGUGCCUUAAAGAUCUACCGAAAACUGUGAUAGAGCUAGAGGAACUUGAGAGUCUACAGUUCUCCAACAAAUCUGAUAAGGACAUCCGGUGGAUGCCACCCCCAGGCGUUAAAAAAAUGAAGGGACUACGCAAGGUGAAUAAAGUGGUUGUCCAAUCAAACAAGAGGUUUGCCAAGAAGGUUGCUGAAGAGAUAUCUGAACUAGAGCAAUUGCUAGAGCUAUCCAUCUAUGUCGACAGCAGAGAUGUCAUUAACCAGGAUGUCCAUGAAACGCUUAUCGAUUCUGUGGGCAAGCUAUACUCCCUCCGAUGCCUCAACUUUGGUGACAUUGGUUGGGACUUGGAGGUAAUGAACUUUCUACAUCACCUGCGCUCGCCGCCGCGGCUCCUCCGAUACCUAAGGAUCUGUGGGGGCCUUGCUGGAUUUGGAUUGCCUGACUGGGUUGGAUUACUAACCUACCUUGUUGAGUUUGUCAUAGCUUGGACCUUACUGCUUGAAGGUGACCCACUGUUUGAAGUACUGUGUAAGUUGCCCAACCUGAAGAGGAUCACCAUGGAGCAAAACUCUUAUAGAGGAGAAAAGCUGGUAGUACAAGCUACCCAAUCCUUUCCUGAGCUCACAGACCUGAAAGUGCUAAGUGCAGGAAUUCCGGCACUCUACCAAUUUGAGAAAGGAUCGAUGCCAAAGCUUGAGAGGUUUGAAAUGCUAAUGGUUGGCAGUGAGCAAAUUGUUGGGAUUCAGCACUUGACAAACCUUAGAGAGGUGCAGUUAAGUGGUAAGAUAGGCAACAGUGCACUGAAACUUGCACUGGAAAAUCUAAAGGAAGAGAAUGGGAAGCGCAGCAGUUCCAAUCAAUUCAAAGUUCAAGUGAGAUAUGAGUGA
Miscanthus lutarioriparius is the source of this 2829-nucleotide messenger RNA. NCBI's taxonomy places the organism in Eukaryota, Viridiplantae, Streptophyta, Magnoliopsida, Poales, Poaceae. The record is from the annotation of a GenBank genome assembly.